This is a messenger RNA of Phaethon lepturus (White-tailed tropicbird), 1158 nucleotides long. It is a transcript of the gene ASRGL1, whose product is annotated as asparaginase like 1. The record is from RefSeq and is a predicted model, not a curated record. The transcript has 6 exons. Gene Ontology annotation, molecular function: asparaginase activity. Bases 95 to 1045 code for a protein of 316 amino acids. NCBI's taxonomy places the organism in Eukaryota, Metazoa, Chordata, Aves, Phaethontiformes, Phaethontidae.
AAGAGAGCACAUGCUAAAGACUCCUCUUUCCAAAGUAGGCUGAUUACAAGUAACCUGUGUGCAGAGCUGAAAGCCUUGGGAGGAAUUUGGCAGGAUGAAGCCUGUCAUUGUGGUGCAUGGUGGAGCUGGCCGGAUCUUUAAAGAACGAGAAAAUGGAAGUCGUGAUGGUGUUGUCAGAGCUGCGCUGCGAGGUUAUGGUAUCCUGAAACAGGGAGGCAGUGCCUUAGAUGCAGUUGAGGAGGCAGUGCGAUCAAUGGAAGAUGAUCCUCAUUUUAAUGCAGGCUUUGGAUCUGUUCUAAAUGAAAAAGGUGAAGUAGAAAUGGAUGCCAUUAUCAUGGAUGGAAAAAAUUUAGACUCUGGAGCAGUAUCUGCAGUUAAAUGUAUAGCAAACCCAAUCAAACUUGCUCGACUUGUCAUGGAGAAGACGAAGCACAUGCUGCUGACUGACCGUGGUGCACACCUGUUUGCUCAGGCCAUGGGUAUUCCUGAGACUCCAGGGGAGAAACUCAUAACUGAGAGAUCCCAGGAGAGAUGGAAGAAGAACCUUGAGCCAGAUUCCAACCCUGAAGAGUUUCAGAAAGACCUUGGAACAGUCGGUGCUGUUGCUACAGACAGUGAAGGAAAUGUAGCUUGUGCAACAUCCACUGGUGGACUCUCCAAUAAACUGAUUGGCCGUGUUGGUGACACAGCAUGCAUAGGAAGUGGAGGGUAUGCUGAUAACCGUUCUGGUGCCACAUCAACCACAGGACAUGGGGAGAGCAUUAUGAAAGUGGUCUUAGCCCGACUGAUCCUCUAUCACAUGGAGCAAGGAAUGUCACCAGAGAUGGCUGCUGACACUGCCUUAGACUACAUGAAGACACGAGUUGGAGGGCUGGGGGGUGUCAUUGUUGUUAGCAAUUCAGGAGAGUGGGCAGCAAGGUUCUCCACCAAGCAGAUGUCCUGGGCCACUGUCAAAGAUGACCAGCUGCAUUAUGGGAUCUAUGCUGGGGAGAGGCAUACAAAAUCUGUUGAUGAAGCACUUUCAGAUGCAAGUGAGGGUUUCUGAGAAUGAAAAAAACAUCGACUGAGGAAGAAUGAAGAUCUCCAAUUUUUGCUGGAGGACGACAGUUGAUUUCAUCUUUCUGAAAGAUCUGUACUCUUUUGAUUGAUUCACAGGCA